Erythranthe guttata (spotted monkey flower) is the source of this 2887-nucleotide messenger RNA. Its product is annotated as HXXXD-type acyl-transferase family protein. Lineage: Eukaryota; Viridiplantae; Streptophyta; Magnoliopsida; Lamiales; Phrymaceae. The record is from RefSeq and is a predicted model, not a curated record. Gene Ontology annotation, molecular function: acyltransferase activity, transferring groups other than amino-acyl groups.
AUAUAUACAUAUAUCAUUGCAAUAAUAAAUAAACAUAAAACAUAAAACUGUCUUUUCGUUUUCCCAAAGAAACAUUCCUAGGAAUCUACUCUAGCUAUAAGUAGUUCAUUUUUUCUCUAUAUAUAUACCACAAAUUAAUCAUUUUGCUUCUAAUUGUCUCAACGCUUACACCAUUCAUCGAUAUCUCAGCAAGUAUAUUAAAAAUUAAGAAGCUGUGUGUGUGUGUGUGUGUGUGUGAUUCAUGGAUGUCUCUAUUACCAAAUCGAUUUGUGUCUACCCAAAACUAAUUUCUGAUGAUCCUCCCAAAAUCCUGACUCUGUCUAAUUUAGAUAGACAGUGUCCAAGUCUUAUGUAUAUGGUUUUCUUCUACAAAUCCUUUGAUAAUGGUCACUUAAUAGAUUCUGUGUUUAGCCGGCUUGAAUCCAGCUUGGAAGCUACACUCUCCACUUGGUAUCCGGCUGCGGGCAGGCUGAGCUUCAGUGAUGGUGAUGAUGGGAAAUUACUACUUAAUAUACUGUGUAACAAUGCUGGUGCAAUUCUUGUUCAGGCUGUGACUCAAGUCAAGAUUUCUGAACUCGGAGAUCUUUCUGUCUACAAUGAUUUCUUCGAGAACUUGGUUUUCAAGCCAGCUACCACUACCACUACUGAUGGGAAUAUCACCGAGAUGCCUUUGCUUGUUGCCCAGGUGACAAAAUUUGAAUGUGGAGGGUACUCAAUUGGGAUGGGAAGCAGUCAUUCGGUGUUUGAUGGGAUAUCGGCAUUUGAAUUCUUCAAGGCAUGGGCUCGGGAGAGUCAAUUAGGGGGGAGUAAAGGCGCAGAAGCAGUAGUGCAUGAAAGGGGGAAGGCCUUGUUGUUGAUGCAGAAUAUUGAGAUUAAUCCUCAUUAUUCCACAAUCUCAAAUAAUAAUAUUAAUCCAACAGCAAUCCAUCAUUUGUAUCAACUCAUUAGCCAGAAACAGCAGCAGGCGUUAUUAAUUACUAGUGACGAUGAUCAAGAAACUAAUAAUAACACUGAUGAUCUUGUUUUCAAGACCUUUCGUGUGAGCUCUGCAAUGAUCCAAAGCCUCAGGAACAAAGUCGCUUUUGGUGGGGAUAAUCCUCAGAAAACAGACAAGCUUUUGUCUUGUUCGUCCUUCCAACUACUUGCAGCUCACCUCUGGAAGGUAAGGACGAAAGCACUUGGAGUAGAAAGAGAGAGAAAGGUGUGCCUACAGUUUGCAGUAGACAUAAGAAAGAAGAUGGUGCCGCCACUACCAAAGGGGUUUAGUGGAAAUGGUUACGUGCUUGCAUCUAUUAUAACCACGGCUGGAGAGUUGGAGGAACAGAGUCACCGAUACAUAAUAGAAAGAAUCAAUGAAACAAAGAAUAGCAUAAACGAAGAAUAUGUGAAGGCGUACAUUAAGGCUCUUCAAGCAAAAGAGCAGGGCACUACUAGUACUCUGCCCCCAUUGCCAGAACUAACUGUUGUAUCUGAUUGGACAAGGAUCCCUUUUCACACUGUAGAUUUCUUUGGUGAAGAAGCAGUUUACGCCUCACCACUCAUCCCUCCAGUCCCUCAUGUUGCUUAUUUCAUGCAGAAUCCUGUUCACACUGGGGCCGUCGAUCUCAGGAUUGGAUUGCUCCCAUCUUUACUCCCUCACUUUUCACACCACUUUCUCAACAUAUAGUUACAAUUCUUCCUUUUCUAUGUAUUUUGUGUGUGUGCUGCAUUGCAUGUUUUUUUUUUUUUUUUUUCUUUCAUCCAAUUGUCAGUCGUCUUAUUAAUUAGGGUGGAAUUAAGCUCAUGAACAUGAGUAGUAGUUAAUUUCUCUUCACUAGACUACCAUGCUUGUUUGGUGAUGGUCAAUUAGAGUCUUCUGUCGGAUGCAUAUUAAUAAUAGCUAAUUACUGGGUUAAAUGUAUCUCAAGCAAGCAUAUGAAUUGCUUUCUGUCAAAAUCAUCAUCAUAUGCUACUUUUUGAUGUUUGUUUUCAGUUUUCUAAUAUGUUCAUAUCCAUUAAUAUCUGUUAAUUGAUGGAUAGCUAACUAAUAAACUGUAUAUUGGGUUUUUUGGCCCAAAUGUUUUUCCUUCAUCUGUGGCCCAAUACCAGCAUGUAACCGGCCCAUUUUGGAGCAAGCCCAUACUUGAAAAGCCCACGUGGAGAAUAGGACUUGACCCAAUUAAGAGGUAAAAUCGUGAAAAACGAUUAAUUUUCUCCACCUAAAAACUGAUCUCGCCCCUCUGCUUUUCCAUCCCCUUUUCUGGUCCGAUCUUUCCGCCGGAGAUCUGUGACACCAGUAUCUUGAUUCCUCGGUUUCCGUUGAAAUCAGUUCUUGGGUCUAUUAAAUAGACCUCUUCUUCGUGAGAGAAAAGGGACCAAGAAAAUUCAACCUACGUUACACCUUGUUCGUAAAUCUUUUCUUCGUGACUGAUUCGACUCUUUGUGAGUCUCAACUCUUUGUGAGUGUUUGGGUGUUGGGUUGAGUGCUGUGUGUGUUUGAUUUAUUCGAACUCUUGGUCCUUUGUGUGUUUGGGGUUUUUUUCGGGUUUUUCCGGUUAGAAAUCUGAGAGGGAUUUGGGCUAUUGGGCAUGUUCCGGUGGGUGCGUGGCUGCGGCUGGUGAGUCUUGGACGAGGACGGAUGGGAAUUGAGACUGAGCCGGAAACCUCAAUCGUCGGCAGAGAUUCAUCCUCCCACGAAUCUGUGUGAUUCGCCGUGGUUCUUCUUUCCCCUUUAUUACUCUAGUUUUUCCUUAUUAUUUGUGUUAUUUGUUUCCUACUUCUUUUUGCAAUUAUUCUGAUUUUCUUGUAGUCUUUAUAAUUGUUAUGAUUUGCAGUUGUUGUUAGGUUUAAAUAAUAUAAGUAAUAAUUAGAGUCCUGUACCCUUAUUCCCGUAAUUGUUUUGUUUUCG